GUGUGUGUGUGUGCUGCUCGGAUUGGUGUCUACAGCCCUGUUAUGAGCUCGGCUCCAGUCAAGCUGUACCUUCAGAAAGAUAGAAUUCUUGUCUGGAACGCAGAUGAUGUCAACAAGAUUCGAUGUCAGCAUCGCAUCGUCGGAAUGCAGGUCGGCUGUUUUCCGCGCUGCCCAUUUCAAAGCGUGCUGCUUGGAUUGCCAGUGCAGCUUGCCAUGGAAGAGGCGCAUUUGCUUAUUUCCAAAGGUUUCUGUAUUCUUGUGGAAAACGCGAAACUGAGCCAGCCGCCCACGGUCGCGACGAGGAGCACGUCACGUGUUGACAAGUGCGCGGAGGAUGUCUAUCAAGAGCAGGCUGAAGCAGUCAUGGCGCAACGAAAAGCCGAGAUCGAGCAACAAGCAGAUAAUAUUGUUGCUGGUCUUGUUAAAAAAAGGAGAGGACAGCAGGUCUCCAAGAAGGCAAGAAAGAAGCUCAAAAAGAGCAGCAGCACCGAGUUGAGCAAAGGUAAUGCAAGCUCUUUUACCGAGCUCAGCGAGGUGCAACCAGAAGACAUGGAGGCCCAGAGGGAAGCUGUUAUUGCCAACGUGAUGAAGAGCAAGGUGUCUAUGCCAUCACGAGACAUCACACUGGCACCUGUCCUGUACGAGUGCCUGCGAACAAAGGCAUCGAACUUGGUGCCUGUAGAGUUGAACUACCCGAGGACUGAUGCGCACAAGGUGCGUUGCCGAGUGUUCAAGGAUCUCUGGGAAAGGGGCUACUACAUGACAGUCGGAUCUAAGUUUGGAGGAGACUUCUUGUCUAUUCGGUUAGUUGAUGGUGAGCGAGUCGCAGGGCAGCUCAUGCGACAACUGCGUCUGCAAGUCGCUCAGCUUCUUCUUGAGCACGCUCAGGCCGCUCAGCACGAUGUUCUCGGGCUUCAGGGCGCCCGACGACUCGACGUUGAAGUAGAACUUGUUGGGCUUGCCCUCGCUCUGGAACUCGGCCUCGGCGCGGUCCUCGUCCAGCUCGGUGUACUCGCUCUUGGGCCACUCCUCGGGCCGCGGGUAGGUGGUGUGUCGGAACGCGUUGUCCGGGUCGUACUCGAACGCCACGCCGCACGUGGGGUUCCACUUGGCGUGCUCCUUGCCGAACCCUUUCUUGGCGUAGGCGCGGGCCUUGACCUCCUGACCUUUGCGCAGCUUGACGAUGAGGAUGUCCUCCGUCUCGCCGUACUCGUUGGUGUCGUCCUUGUGGCGCGACGUGACGGGCACGACGCGCGGGUCGCUCGACUUGAGGUCGGCCGUGGUCACGUGGCGCGUCUGCUCGUCCAGACACUUGACGUCGAGCGUGAACUCGACCGAGCACUCGGUGCAGAAGUCGGCGCACGUGCAGUCCCGCGAGUACUGCAUCUUGUCGACGAUCUCGUCGCUCGUGAGCGGGAUCAGGCCGAGCCGGUGCGCUAUGAACUCGUCGUGCAGCACGGUCGAGUUGGCCUCCAGCUGGACCCAGUCGAUCGCCAGCGUCGGCGUCUCGGCGAUGAAGACUCGACGCAGGCUGUUCGCCACGCUCAGGUCGGUGUCCUCGAUGAAGAACUUGACGUUCUCGUCCGUGAUCCGCUUCUGUUCCAUGCUUUCGGUGUGGUGGUGUGUCUAGGCAGGGACCACAAAGUGGCCGGCCGCGACAUCGUCAUGUGGGGCCGCCUGGGGAACGCAGUGCAUAAGACUAUCAUCCUGGCCACGCUUCGAGACAAUCAAGUGCAUUACAUCUCGCUGCGCUGGAGUGGUGAAUUGUGACCUACGGACUAUACUUGCAGCUCAUUGGUGGGAAUGACAUUGUCAUUUUUUUUUUAAUCAUAAAGGUUUGUGAUUCAUACAGCUUAUGGUUCGAGCUAUAGGCACGAAGCUUUUGUUCUGGACUGCAGUUUAGGCUGAUAUGCAUUGCUCUACAGUAUGACUAAAUUUAAGUCUGAGAAGGCCCCGCCUAGAUUACUGAAGCUCAGCAACGGAUGGUCUCUGCAAAUAAAUAAAUAGUCCGGCUCACACA
Molecule: messenger RNA, 2020 nt
Organism: Rhipicephalus microplus (southern cattle tick)
Lineage: Eukaryota; Metazoa; Arthropoda; Arachnida; Ixodida; Ixodidae
Gene: Tsen34
Product: tRNA splicing endonuclease subunit 34
Biological process (GO): tRNA splicing, via endonucleolytic cleavage and ligation; tRNA-type intron splice site recognition and cleavage
Cellular component (GO): tRNA-intron endonuclease complex
Molecular function (GO): tRNA-intron lyase activity; nucleic acid binding
Source: RefSeq, a predicted model, not a curated record